Messenger RNA from Tribolium castaneum (red flour beetle), 2756 nucleotides. It is a transcript of the gene Cog1, whose product is annotated as Component of oligomeric golgi complex 1. Gene Ontology annotation, cellular component: COG complex; Golgi apparatus. The record is from RefSeq and is a predicted model, not a curated record. The transcript is spliced from 11 exons. Bases 22 to 2550 code for a protein of 842 amino acids. Gene Ontology annotation, biological process: intra-Golgi vesicle-mediated transport. NCBI's taxonomy places the organism in Eukaryota, Metazoa, Arthropoda, Insecta, Coleoptera, Tenebrionidae.
GCAAGAAGUUUUUAGGUUAGAAUGGCACGUAUCAGUUACAAUUUACUGGAAUUAGACGUCGACAAAUUGUUCGAAGAGCACAAAAUUGAAGAAAUCGUUGAAAUAGAGAAGUUACUUGAUGCCGAAAUUGAACGGAAGCGGGUGGAGCUCCGCUCCAUGGUCGGCGACCGCUAUAAAGAUGUCCUGGCCGCGUCCGACGCCAUCAAAAACAUGAAAACAAUCUCGCAACAGAUCGUAGAUAACAUUCAAAACAUCACCGAUAUUUGCGAGGAUUUGAUCGAAAGUAAGGACGAUAAAGCGGCAAAAACACUACCAGAGAUAGACACGAAAUGUAACGAGGAGAGAGUUUUAAUUGUACAAGUCCGGUUAGCGAUUUUUAUGAAUGAGCAAAUAUGGACUGCACUAGAUGGGGGCGAUAAUUUAACAGCGGCACAAUUCUAUUUAUUGGCACAACACAUCCACAUGGGCUUAAGUUUAACUAAGAAGGAAUAUUUAGAUAAAUUGCCACUCUUGAAGCAAAUUCGAGCCAAUUUGGCGACUCUCCGAGACCAGAUUUUCGAACGGAUUAAGCAAAAGUUGGAGUUUGUCGAAAUUACAGCCGAGGAAACUAGCAGCAAUUUAAACGCUUUGUUGCUCUUGAGAAACCAGAGCGCCACCGAUCUGCUAAAUAUUUUUAUCGAACACCGAAAAAUAGCGCUUAAUACGGUCAUAAAUACGUCUCACGCUAGCGUGCGGCUUCAGAUAAGUGCAAUGGUGCGGUGUCUCAUCACCACAAUUCAUUUACUACACGAUUGUUUCAUGUGUUAUGGUAACAGUAAAAAAGGUUUGAUUUGGCAACAGCUUGAAAACAUCGUUGAAGAUGAGUCAAUUCCGACGUUAUCUAAGGUUGAUCUGCCUGUUACGCCCCUUAUUGCGUACAUUCCGGACGUAAUCAAGCAAUUUCGGCCGAAAUAUAAGAGUUUUGUGGGCGAGUCGGCCCCUGAAAAUGUUAAAUUGGGGGAAUGGUUGGCCAGUACGAAAGAAUCGGUCUGCAAGGGUUUAGAGAGUUCCUUAAAACUUAUAACUAGCGUAAAAGGGUUGCACAUUAUUCGGGAAGAGGCGUUAAAAAUUGAAUUGCCAAGCGAUUGGGAGCGGAUUUGUUCCGAGUCAAAUUUGCCGGAGAAUUUCAACGUAUGGUAUUAUUUCUUCCAAAGUUUAAUCACGAAACGUGCCAGUGAAUUGAUUUCGAAAAAAGUUUCAUGUAUUAUUAAAGAUCUAGAAAGCGAAAUUAGGGAAGUUUUGAGUGGUAAUUUAGGGUCGGAGCAUGGUGAGACUGACUUAAGGUGGUACACCUGGGUAGAGGACCCGACUGACGUUAGCCGCAUUGAAAAUAAACACACCGGUUUGUCAAUGAAAACCUUGGGUUACUCGCAAAACGUCGUAAAUCUUUGCGAGAAACUGGACGGCAAAUAUUUAGAAUUAUUGAUAGACGUGUCUCAGUACUUGUACGGCAAAGAAUUUACUGAUGACGUAAUUAUUUAUCCACAUUUAAAGAGUGAUAGGAAAAAGUUUGUCGAUAGAGAAGAACUAGAGAAUCACCUUCGCCUCGAAAGUACAAAAAAUUCAACAAGUUUAACGUUAUUUUUGCACGAUUUUAUCAAAAGUGAGAGUCACAAAGUGGCAAAGUCGCUGCUUUGUGCCCGAUUUCUGCAAGCAGUGACGAAUUUAUGUCCACAUUUUAACAAAUGUUGCACUUUUAAUGCCUCGACGGAGGACUGGAGCCGGAUUUGUGGCCAUUUCACAAAGUCCAGUGUACAGUUUUGGGAAAAUUGGAUUGAAAGUUGUGUGCAAGAAACCGACAAGCAGGCGAGGAAAUUGUUCAGCGACGUCAGUGUUUGCUCGAUGAUUUCUGUCCUUUUGCGGUGGGAUUCGAUCGAGAUCCAGGAGCAAACCGACGAGAAGAUCUUCAAAUCGCAGAUCAAAGUCCCCCUCAAGCCCUCCCUGACCCUCCACCGCCUCCUCUCCAAACUGAACGACGACCUCAGCCACGUCCUCCCCCACACCCUCCCCAAGCAGGUCCACCUCCAAUUCAUCGAAAAAACCACCGAAACAAUCCUCAACCACUACAAGCUCGCCCUCGACCACAACCAACUCAACCAGAACCAGUCCCUUCAACUCCUCUUCGACGUGAAAUUCGUCACGACGUUCAGUAUUCAGCGAGAAAAUUCGAAAUUAGUUGCGUUGUCGCAAGAAAUCUGUGAUAAACUUCGGGCGAGAAUCGACCCGUUUGACCUCGACGUGUUCUACUCGCACCUGCAGAACAACGUCAAAAGGGCCGUUUUGCAGUCGCAGGCCAUUCUGGGGUGUCUUUUGCCCAGUUCGGCGCAGUUGGCCAACUUGGGGGUGGGCGAGAAGUUUAAAGAGGAGAAGGAGCCGUCGGUGAUGGCUUUGAGCGUCCCUUCGGUGUCUUUUCCGCUGUUUUGUACGUUUGCACACCAGAUUCCGGCACAGAAGGCUCCGGUUGUUGACGUGCAGGAGGUUAAGAUUUGCGGUGAGGGGUUUACGAUUUAAGGGUUUCUUCACCGAAGCUGACGAAAACAACACCAAAAAGGUCUCAAGACCCCACGGCAGCAAUUCGUUCAGGUGCUGCUGCGUUGUUUGGGGGCUUAACAACCGACUGGUUUUCAUAGCAGUGUACUCUGAUCCACAAUUAUACGUUUUUAUACUUGUAAAUAUGUACUCAUAAGCCCCAAAAUGGAAAAUAAAAUGUUUAAUAA